UUAGUCAGGUAUAUAAUGAUCGUCUACAUCAUUUACUCUUCAUCUGGAUCAGCCAUGGCACUGCACAUCUCUCUGAUUCUCAUCACUUUAUUCUGCUCCAAAGCACUGACACUCAGCUGUUAUAACUGUACAGAGCCAACAAACUGCGCACAGAACUGUAGCUCCACUGCCAGUUGUGUCUCCACUUUUAAAUAUGACAGUACCCCAAAUCAACCUGCUACUACUAUCAGUAGGGGUUGUGUUAGUUCUGCCUGCAAUUCAGGCAUCAGUUAUGGAAACAUCAGAAUAAAUGUCCAAUGCUGUGAUACAGAAAAAUGCAACAAUCAGAGCGCACCAGUGCUAUCUCCCAAUAUGAAGACGUGCUACACCUGUAUUGACAAAGACUGCUCAAAGACUUUGAAUUGUACAGAUAAUGAGAAAAACUGCUUCAGUGGAACAGACCUAUCAACAAACACCACUUACAAAGGAUGUGUAAGCAGCUGCGAGGUUCCUAAAACACAGUGGUCUAACUAUGAUAAUGUUACAUGUUGCACAGGAAACCUAUGUAAUGAUGCACAGAGCUUGACCUUGAGUUUGGUGCUACUGCUGCCCCCACUUUUUUACAUAUUUAUGAUCUGAGAUCUGUUCUAGUUUAGGGCACUCUGUAAGUUUUUUUUUAAGUAGAGUUUAUACACUUUAAAAAAAUUAAGGUACUUAAAAUUUUCUUCACAGUAAUGCUGUAGGAGAACCAUUUCGUCCUCAAAGAACCAUUUUGUUAAAUGGUUUAAAGAAGAACCAUUUCUUUCAUACCUUUAUAUAUAUAUAUAUAUAUAUUUAUAUAUACAUUUUCACUACAAAGAACCUUCAUGGUUCCUUGUGGAAUCAUUCAGGCAAAAAAUGGUUCUUCUACUAUGGCACUGUGAACCUUUAUUUUAAAGAGAUAUUUUAAGCUUGAAGCUGUACCAUUUCAGGAUAAUUAAGAGUAUCUUUUUUUAAACUUUGUUUUAAAAGUCUUCAUUUUUAACUGAAUUGUAUUUCUUAUAACAUCUGAUAAGAUAAUAAUAAGAUCUGAUAAGAUAACAUGUAGUAACUUGUAGAUAUGUAGGCUAGAGUUUUGCUAAAGCAAAUCGUUUAAAGGGAAAUGUUGCAGGUGAUUAUAUUUGAGUAAUGACUUUAAUGUUUUUAAAGAUUGCAUCAACAUAGAAUAUUGUGAUAUUAUUAUCAUGCACUCAACAGAAAACCCUUACAAGGGGGGGGGGGGGGUUAAAAUGGUCUGGGUGCAGAUUUGUCCUCUCAAUAUGUUGCCUGAAACUGUAUCCAAAAUUCUGACAUUAGGGCUUAAUGAAGGGGACUGAGAGUGCAGGUCUACAACCACAGACCCGUUACAUUUUUCUCACUUCAUUGUGUGCAUUUCUCCAUAUACUAAAAUUAGUUCACAAUAAAUUAUGAACUUACUUACAGUAACUUACUUGUAGUGUUUAAUUGUUGCUUACUGUUUACUUCUGGCAAAAACAUAUUUUAUUGUUUAAGUUGAAUAGAGGACCUGGUGUGUGAUGUGUACGUCAAAUUUUAAAAACUAUUUUGUUA
This is a messenger RNA of Paramisgurnus dabryanus, 1566 nucleotides long. RefSeq lists its product as uncharacterized. Lineage: Eukaryota; Metazoa; Chordata; Actinopteri; Cypriniformes; Cobitidae. The record is from RefSeq and is a predicted model, not a curated record.